Diaporthe batatas is the source of this 3543-nucleotide messenger RNA. RefSeq lists its product as uncharacterized. The transcript has 4 exons. The record is from RefSeq and is a predicted model, not a curated record. Gene Ontology annotation, molecular function: calcium:proton antiporter activity. The coding region runs from base 1071 to 2846 and encodes 591 amino acids. Gene Ontology annotation, biological process: calcium ion transmembrane transport; intracellular calcium ion homeostasis. Lineage: Eukaryota; Fungi; Ascomycota; Sordariomycetes; Diaporthales; Diaporthaceae. Gene Ontology annotation, cellular component: fungal-type vacuole membrane.
GGCGCCGCCGCCCCCGGGUGAUGCUCAAAACAGUCCAAACCCCACACGGGUGGUUCCCUGCAACUCUGAGUCGCCGCCAAUCUUAAAUGGCAGGCCCAAGGUACCGAUCGAUACCUGCGACAGCCACGUCGAAUGUAUGGGUCGGCUAAGUCACUCGGCGGCAACCCCCUUGGGGGCCUCUGGGGCCUUGGUUGGAGGCCCAUUCUCGAGCCCACCCCGGCUUUGAUUGUGGUGGCCGUCAGGAACCAGCCUGCCAGCGGGCACCCCCCAAGACUGGGCCAGUCUGAGCGAGAUACAAGUCGUCAAAAAGAAACGCCAGCCAGCCCAAUUCUCCCGGCGAUCGCCUCUGCCCUUUUGCUUCCCUUCUCCCAUCUCUUCUCUCCACAUCUCUUGUCUUGGCUUCCCACCCGUCAUCCACCGCCGAGAGCUGCCCGACCGCGUUGGCUAUACUGUACUCCCUUGCCUGCAGAAACAAAGCCAGCAACCGUUUCGACGGCCGAUAAUACUAUUGUUGAACACCAGACGACGGUAACAAGAACCGAAACGAGCCACGUCCAGCCCAGAACUGCAAGCAGCCGCAGCAGCAGCCAAACUCUAAUACGGCACAGUAAUUCCUCACGCACGUCAAAGAAUAUCAACCUGCGUCUACUCCAACGCGGCUAGCCUGUCGGACGGGUACGAUUGAUACCGGUUUGACGGUCGAUUUCCCCACCCCCUUCAGCCCCCAACCCAUCGCCCGCCGCAGCAGCAGCAGCAGCAGCGUUGGCAGCAAGCAGCAAGCAGCAUUAUUAGCAUUGCAUUGGAGGUCCAAGAAAGCUGCCAAAGUACUCUCCAGCUCUCUUCUUCGAGGGUUGCUUGUGACGGGGCACGUCAAGCGAACAAUCCAAGCGAAGGAAGCGAAAUUCCAGGUCGCCGCUCCGAGAUUCAAAUUACGGCAUCCGAAGGUACGCGGCUGGAUUACUAGAAAGGGGCAACUUCCGUGACGCGCACGGCACCCUCUACUCUAGUACGACGACGCACCUGCAGCACCAGUCACCCACAACAGUCAAGCUCACUCACCCAUCGCCGUCAUGAGUGACUACAAGUUCAAUGCUUUUCAGAUCAAACGUGCGGCACAUGCCGUGAGCAGGAGCGACGCCAGUUUCAAUCCUUUUGGUCACAUCUGGAAUAGCAAGGACCGUCGCCAAACGUGGGACGGCGAGGCACAGCGGCAGUUACCCGACGACGAUGAUAUCGAGACAGGCUCCCCAAUAGAACAUUCGCAGACCGCGCCGACAGGGGCUUACGGUGCAUCCAGCCACGCCGCCGCCGGGAGGACAAGCAAGGAUGGUGGCGCAGAUCUCACCGGCCAAGACCGGGAGCGGGAGAGGCCCGAUAGCUCCGGCGAUACCGUCGUUGCUUCCCAGGCCCCGGGUUCCGACUUCACCGCCGUCGACACAGGGGCCCAGAUGCGCAACCGGGUGCGGAUCGAGAAGGAGCCCAUCGACUCACCCGCCGGCUCAGGUCCCGCGGACGAGCCAAAGAAGAAGAAGGACCACCGUCUGUUCAAGAACGUCCAGCCCAAGGAGCCCUUCACAGUGGGCAACCAGAUCCAGCGCACCCUGUUGAGCUCAUGGAUCAACAUACUGCUGAUAGCCGCCCCUGUCGGCAUUGCCUUGGGUGCCAUCCCGAACAUGAACCCCAUCGCCAUCUUCGUCGUCAACUUUGUCGCCAUCAUCCCCCUCGCAGCCCUCCUUGGCUUUGCUACUGAGGAGAUUGCACUGCGCACCGGCGAGACCCUCGGAGGUCUUCUUAAUGCUUCCUUUGGAAACGCCGUCGAGCUCAUCGUGGCUAUCAUGGCCCUGGUCAAGAACGAAGUCGUUAUUGUGCAGACCUCGCUUAUCGGCAGUAUCUUGUCCAACCUGCUGCUGGUCAUGGGCAUGUGCUUCUUUUUCGGCGGUCUCCGCAGGCAAGAGCAGUUCUUCAACAUGACAGUCGCCCAAACUGCCGCUAGUCUUCUGGCUCUCGCUAUCGCAGGCAUCAUCAUCCCUACAGUCUUCGACAGGGAAACCAAGCUGCCGGUCGAAGCGACAGCCGCGCUUUCCCGGGGCACAUCAGUCGUUUUGCUGUUUGUCUACGCGGGCUACCUGUACUUCCAGCUCAAGACCCAUCACUCGGUCUUUUCCGAGGAGAGCCAGAAGGUGCCCAUGCGGCCUAAGAAGAACGACCUGGGCCCCGGCGCUAUCAAGAAGGGUCUGAUCGGGCCCACAGGGCUUAUUGGUAUGCCCGGCAAACACGACGAGGAGAGCAGCAACAACAAGAAGCUCCAGCAGAUGCUCAACGCGGACCCGAGCAUGGACGACGAGGAGGAGGAGGGGGAGGAGCCCCAACUUUCCUUCGGCGUCGCCAUGGGCACACUGGCCGGCUCCACCGUCCUCAUCGCCUUCUGCGCCGAGUUCCUGGUCGACAGCAUCGACUACGUGACAACCCAGGGUGGCAUCAGUAAGGAAUUCCUCGGCCUGAUUCUGCUCCCCAUCGUCGGAAACGCAGCUGAGCACGCCACUGCCGUCACGGUCGCCAUCAAGGACAAGAUGGAUCUUGCCAUCGGUGUCGCUGUUGGUUCGAGCAUGCAGGUCGCGCUGUUCCUGAUCCCGCUCCUCGUUAUUAUCGGGUGGGGCAUGGGAAUUGAUGCCAUGGGCCUGAGCUUCGACGUCUUCCAGGUUGCGGUUCUGUUCGUCUCGGUGCUCUUGGUCAACUACCUGAUCGGCGAUGGCAAGAGUCACUGGCUGGAAGGAAUGCUUUUGAUGUGCCUUUAUGUGAUUAUCGCAGUCUGCUCGUGGUACUAUCCCGCCGACGAGAACGUCUAAUGGACUAUAAAGUGUACAUGAUCGAAAACAGAAAAGAAAAUGCUAAAAUUUCCGAAUCAAACAUCUGUACAUGUGUCGAUUCCAAAAAGUGUACAAUAAUGCACCCAAGCACCAACAUCUGCAACUUUUUCUAACGACCUCGCACAAACAAAACUUUGAAGAGAGUGCGGCACACUUCGACAGCGGAGUCUAUCUAUACCCCAAGGGCCGACAGCGAGCAGUUGAGCAAACCGCAAUUAACGACCACUUAUCCCCCACAACGGGCGUUGGAGGCAGCAAUGAAUGUUUUUCUUUUCCUUCUUAACGACACGAACCUUGCGUUCCAUUCAUGGUCAGGGUAUCCAGGGAAUCCAAGAGCGAAUCCUUACCUACGAACAAAUUAAACACUUUUUGCAGCCUUCUUUUCAAGCGGUUUUAUAUUCUUCUCCAUACACAGUUCUUCUCUUUUUGGUUCGAUUCUUCUAGAAAGGUGGACGGGCAUGUGGGUGGAUGCUGUGUCUUUUUUUUUCGGUCAUCCUGACUGUGGUCGGUCUUUGUGGACGUUGGUGGAGUAGGGCAGGGAAGUUUGUCGCUCCGGAUACGGGGAGACGGGGAGAGCGGCCUUUUGUGGCUUGAGCUGAGAGAUGGAGAUAUCUCGAACGUGUGCUCGUGGGUGGAAGUUUCAAGUUAAAUAAAAAUUGAAAGAUAUCCCGAUCAA